CGUUCACCCGGAAGUAGAUCUCGUAUGGUAGAACGCGCCAUGGCCACGGCAGUAGUUUCUCACACAGCCUGUUAGCCGGUGAUAAGCAUAGCACAGGUCAGUGUUUCCUUUUGACAAGAUUGGGACAGUAAGCGACAGCUGAGGGAAACUGCUCAUCAUGAGAAGUGUGCUGAUGGUAGCGGAGAAGCCGUCCUUGGCUCAGGCCAUUGCCAAAAUCCUUUCUAAAGGAAACUGUACAAGUCGCAAGGGGCUCAAUGGCGCAUGCUCAGUGCACGAAUACACCGGCAUUUUCCAGGGCCAAACUGUACACUUUAAGAUGACUUCUGUUUGUGGGCAUGUGAUGAGUCUCGAUUUUAUUGGGAAAUAUAACAACUGGGACAAAGUAGACCCUGCAGAACUCUUUAGUAAAGCUCCUACUGAAAAGAAGGAGGCCAACCCUAAACUCAAUAUGGUCAAGUUUCUUCAGGUUGAAGCCAGAGGCAGUGACUGUGUGGUUUUGUGGUUGGACUGUGACAAAGAAGGAGAGAACAUAUGUUUCGAGGUGCUGGAUGCCAUUCAGCCAGUGAUGAAUAAGGGAAGUGCCAGGAGUGUUUACCGUGCCAAAUUCAGCUCCAUUACUGACACUGACAUCUGGAAUGCUAUGAACCGCCUUGGAGAGCCCAAUCACAAUGAAGCUCUGUCAGUAGAUGCACGGCAAGAGCUGGAUCUGCGUAUUGGCUGUGCCUUCACCCGGUUCCAAACAAAGUAUUUUCAAGGGAAAUAUGGCAAUCUAGACUCUUCGUUAAUCUCCUUUGGUCCGUGCCAGACCCCAACACUUGGCUUCUGUGUGGAACGCCAUGACAAGAUCCAGUCCUUUAAACCAGAGACUUACUGGGUCAUCCAGGCAAAGGUUUUUAAAGGAAAGGAGAGUCCACUGACACUGGACUGGAACAGAGUUAGGGUCUUUGACAGAGAGGUGGGUCAAAUGUUUGUCAACCUGGCGAAAACAUCCAGGGAUGCGCAGGUGGAGUUGGUGAGUAAGAAGGAGAAGACCAAGCAGAGGCCUCAAGCCUUAAACACAGUGGAGAUGUUGAGAGUGGCUAGUUCUGCCUUAGGCAUGGGUCCCCAGCAUACUAUGCAGAUUGCUGAGCGCCUAUAUACACAGGGCUACAUCAGCUACCCACGUACCGAGACGACCCACUACCCAGCAAACUUCGACCUGAAGGGAACACUGAAGCAGCAGACCAACAACCCCUUCUGGGUAGAAGAGGUAAAAGCUCUGCUUUCAACUGGAAUAAACCAACCCAGGAAGGGCACUGAUGCUGGAGAUCAUCCACCUAUUACUCCCAUGUGUGCUGCCACGGAAGCAGAACUAGGAAGUGAUGGCUGGCGGCUAUAUGAGUACAUUACCCGGCAUUUUAUUGCCACUGUAAGUCAAGACUGCAAGUACCUACAAACCACUAUAGAGUUCAGCAUUGGCACAGAGGCUUUCUCAUGUAGUGGAAGAACCCUUAUAUCACCAGGUUACACGACUGUAAUGCCAUGGCAGGGCAUCCCUCUGGAAGAGUCCAUACCAGUAUGUGAGCGUGGAGACACUUUCUCAGUAGAUGAGAUCAAGCUGAUAGAAAAGCAAACCAGCCCACCAGACUACCUGACUGAGGCUGAACUCAUCACCCUCAUGGAGAAACAUGGCAUUGGUACUGAUGCUAGUAUCCCAGUCCACAUCAAUAACAUCUGCCAGAGGAACUAUGUGACAGUUGAGAGUGGACGCAAGCUGAAACCAACCAACUUAGGCAUAGUCCUGGUACAUGGCUACUACAAGAUAGAUGCAGAACUGGUGCUUCCCACUAUACGCAGUGCUGUAGAAAAGCAGCUUAACCUUAUUGCGCAGGGUAAGGCCAACUACCAUCAGGUCCUACAGCACGCCCUGGAUAUCUUCAAGAGGAAGUUUCACUACUUUGUUGACUCCAUUACCAACAUGGAUGAGUUGAUGGAGGUCUCCUUUUCUCCCAUUGCUGCUACUGGGAAGCCGCUGUCCCGCUGUGGCAAAUGCCACCGCUUCAUGAAGUACAUCCAG
Messenger RNA from Haplochromis burtoni (Burton's mouthbrooder), 2056 nucleotides. RefSeq names its product DNA topoisomerase III beta (gene top3b). NCBI's taxonomy places the organism in Eukaryota, Metazoa, Chordata, Actinopteri, Cichliformes, Cichlidae. Gene Ontology annotation, biological process: DNA topological change. Gene Ontology annotation, cellular component: nucleus. The record is from RefSeq and is a predicted model, not a curated record. Gene Ontology annotation, molecular function: DNA binding; DNA topoisomerase type I (single strand cut, ATP-independent) activity.